Arabis nemorensis is the source of this 498-nucleotide messenger RNA. The record is from the annotation of a GenBank genome assembly. Lineage: Eukaryota; Viridiplantae; Streptophyta; Magnoliopsida; Brassicales; Brassicaceae.
AUGUAUUCUAAAACUUUCAUCUUUGUCUUUUUCAACGCUGCCCAAUUUCUAAUCCGAUCGAUCUCAUGUUUUGAUUUCGUCUACAACUCUAAUUUCAAUACCACCAACACAUUUCUAGUCGAUGACUCCACUGUCACAUCUCCACCGUCGAUCCUCACCCUCACCAACCCAACCCAUUACUCCAUCGGACGUGGUUACUACCCUUCAAGAAUCUCCGUCGUCUCCUCCGCCUCGCCGCUCCCAUUCGCCACAUCAUUCAUUGUUUCCAUGGUUUCACACAAAAACAUGCCCUAUGGCAGCAUCGCCUUUAUCUUCUGCAACAGUGGCUUCCUCCCAGAAUUCAGCAUCUAUGUCAACCGCGACAUCUGUGGCGUCACCAUCCCCACAUCCCCCUCUUACAAUUCAUCUGCAGUCGCUGGAUUCUACGGAGACAGAGACGGCCAGAGAUUCACGCAGCUAAGUGAUCAAUGGAUCAGUGAUCAGUGUCACCAUGGCUAG